AUGCAGCAUUACAGGUAUCAGUUUACCGAUGACGUUUUCAAUAAAAGUAGCCAUGAGGUUGAUGUAGCAGAAUCUGAUGGGAUUUAUCCAUCUCAAUACUCAAAUUCAUCACAACACUAUAUACAUCAUCAUCAACGACUUAGCUUUCAUUCACAUAAUUACAAUCGUCAUCAUCAUCAUACAGUAUGGAAAGCAAGGCAACAUACAUAUCGUGAAACUUGUAUAAAAACUAUUUAUUUAACAUGCGCUACAAUUAUCACAACAAGUUUUAUUAUUGAGUGUAUAUUAAUUCAUUUAGUAAUAUUACCAUGUCAACAUGAAUCCGGAUUUUUACCUACUAAUUGUACUUAUGUAGAAUCCAAGUUAGUAUCAUCAUCUGUUAAAUGUGAGAAUAAAUGUUCAAAGGACAGAUCCACUUUCCAGUGUGUACGUGUACUAGUUACGUAUUCUAGAUUAAAUGAAAAUUUCACAGCAAGUUUAUUUGAUAAUAUCGCAACAUAUCAAUAUUAUCAUUCACUUGGGUGUGCUACAAGUUCCUGUCAUCGUCAAAACUCUGCAAAUCAUGAAUGGGUACAGCAUUUCUGUCAACUCAUAAAACGUACCGCACGGUUCACGUGUUAUGUACAUGAAGAUCAUAUUAAUGAAGCUUUACUAAAUAAAUUUUAUGAACCGUCAACGAUGUUCAAUACUUUAUUUUGGCCAUUAUUCUUACUAUCCUUGUCCACUUUAUGUUUACUUAUCACUUGGUUUUUCGAUAGAUGUCAUGUAUGGCAUGAUGAGAAGACAGUCAUUGCGUAAUAUUGGAUGAAAGUAACUUUUUCAUUUUUUCCAAUGUAAUGUAAAUAUGGCUGAUGAGCAAUGUUUAAUGUAAUAAGUAGUGUGAUGCUGAACUGUUUGGCAGCUAACAUUAUGUUAGAAUCAAGCAACGUAGAAGGAAUAAAAAAUGAUUAUUUUGGUUCUCUACAUUGUGACCACCACCAAUAAAACUGCUGAUUUGUAACGAAGAGCAUUUUUUAUCUAAAGGAGGUUGAGGAUUAUAAAAUUGUACAAAGUGAAAAGAUUUCUAUCAUAUAUUUAUCAUUUGUACUAGCCCA
Heterobilharzia americana is the source of this 1094-nucleotide messenger RNA. Lineage: Eukaryota; Metazoa; Platyhelminthes; Trematoda; Strigeidida; Schistosomatidae. The record is from the annotation of a GenBank genome assembly.